Monopterus albus (swamp eel) is the source of this 3520-nucleotide messenger RNA. It is a transcript of the gene slc16a4, whose product is annotated as solute carrier family 16 member 4. The transcript is spliced from 10 exons. Bases 1129 to 2850 code for a protein of 573 amino acids. Gene Ontology annotation, biological process: monocarboxylic acid transport; transmembrane transport. Gene Ontology annotation, molecular function: monocarboxylic acid transmembrane transporter activity. The record is from RefSeq and is a predicted model, not a curated record. NCBI's taxonomy places the organism in Eukaryota, Metazoa, Chordata, Actinopteri, Synbranchiformes, Synbranchidae.
AAGAAAUAAAGGGAAAAAACUGAUUUCACAGCUUCAGAGUUUGCAGUCGUAAAUUAAAAGAAGUUAGGAUAUUGUUUGGAGGAAUGUGGAAUAAACAGGCUCUCAUGCAGCGGUUACAUUUCACUCCUUUCCGGAUGAGGGCUGUGCUUAUUGGUGAAUUCAUCUCAGGAGUGUUUGGCUAGAGAGCGCGCAUAUAAUCUGCACGCACAUGCUGGCUGUCCGCAGUGCAGCUUUGUGGCGCACCGCCCUCGUAAAGGUACCUGAGUAAAGUCUGCGGUGGCUGUGACGUUUCGCCUGCAGACCCCACCACUCUCCCUCCAGGUCUUCAGAUAAGGCUCAUUGCUACAUCUCAGUCACGUGACUCUCCUCAGUGAAGGCUUUGCUCUCUGCAGCUCCUCGGCACCACCAGCGAUGAUAAGCCCGGCGUGAGAUGCAUCUCAGAAAACCCAGUCAUAGAAGCCAAGUUAUGGCACGGUCUUCUUCAGGGGUAAGGUCCCACAUAUAUUUCUCUCUGCAAAAAAAGUCCCUCGCUUGGGACGCACAACACCGGAGCGAGAAACCCCCAAUUUACGCGUCAAAUUAAACUAAUCGAAACUGGGACAAAAGGACACUGAGAUCUUAAGGAGAUUUCACGUACAUACUCCAUAAUUCAGCAAAAUUUUUGGAGUCUUUGUUAAGUGUGUAAUCGUAUUAAGUGCGAAUUACCUGAACAAAAACAUUUGCAUUUGACUGAAAACGAUUACACCUCUGUCAACACCACAAAGUUACAAAGUUGGUUAAGAGGGUAAUAGUGAUAUCUUGUUUACCGUCCAAACGUCUUUAUGGUUCAAAGCGUUUCACUCACAUUGCGUCAGCGCAGGACUAUGUAAAGAGACAUCACUUUGACAUUCAAGUGGCUGUUUACCUGAAGUUUGGCAUCUGCUACAAAGUCCCUUUUCCUGCCGUCUCAGCACUGUUGAGUCAGGGGCACAAUGCUUCAGGCCUGUGAACAGAAGAUAACUUGCUCACAGCUGUGCACGGUGUGAAUUGAAUCUCGGUGCAGCCGUAGCUCCAAGUGCCCUUCAGCCAAGCUGAAGAUGACACUCAGAGACUAAGACUUCUGAGAAACAUUAUAACAGCCAGGUAGCCAUGAACCUGUUCAGGAAGGAUGCCAUGACCACAGCGAAUGAGAAAAAUAAAGAUAUUCAGUAUGAGGACCCUCCAGAUGGAGGCUGGGGCUGGUUGGUGGUGCUGCAUUGCUUCCUGGUGAAUGUUCUAGUCAUGGGGACACUGAAGAGCUUUGGGCUCUUCUUCGUGGCUUUCCAAGAUGAGUUUGGAGGCUCGGCAGAGAGCAUAAGCUGGAUCGGGUCCAUCAUGUCGUGUCUGCGUCUAUCUGGAGCACCCAUUGCCUCUGUGGCCUGUGCCAAGGUAGGACCCAGGGUGACCUCCAUCACCGGGGCAUUGCUAGUUAGUGCAGGCUUCCUCAUGAGUAUUUUUGCCAACAGUGUGGUGUUCCUCUACAUCAGCAUGGGAGUGAUAGUUGGAAUGGGUUUUGCACUAUUAUACCAGUCCUUCUCAGUGGUUACAGCCCUGUAUUUUCGAAAGAGGUUAGCAACAGCGUAUGCGAUUGGGCGUUCUGGGAUGGGGUUGACCUUUGCCCUUGCUCCGUUCACUCAGCUGCUUCUGGACCAAUAUGCUUGGCAAGGCGCGAUCCUAAUUCUUGGCGGUCUCAUGCUGAAUCUGGUGGCGUCUGGCAUGCUUCUGCGACCCAUCAAUGUGAAACCUCCUGUGUCAAACCCUACCUCUUCUCCCAUCCAAACGAGCCCUGCUGUUUCCCUCAAGGGCUCCACAGACAAGGAAUACAAUAAGAACGGCUUGAAUGGCUCCUCUCACUUAUUUAAUGGCAUCUCCAGAUCAGGCUCACUCCAAUCAUCUCCUUCCUCUCAAAGGGACACAGAGAAUCUAGGGGAACAAUGUGCUCAGGGACCCCAGGACCAGUCAGCGAACCCUGAACUGACCAGACUGGUCUUCAAUGAUGUAAAUGGCCAUGAGCCUCACCAUGAGUUGGGCCAUUGUAAACCCACAGCUCCAGACAACUUAUCAGAGCUCAAUGGCAGCGUGAAUGGGUCCACCAUUGUUGGAUUUCCCUCACAUAAUAACACACCAAGUGAGGUGACUGUAAGAAAAGCCAAAAUACUGGAUUUUUCCCUGUUAAAGGACCCAUUCUUUUGCAUCUUUACUUGGUCCGUGGUCUUCAGCCAACUGGCCUAUUUCAUCCCCUAUUUUCAUCUGUCUGCCCGAGCCAGAACCCUGGGCAUCGAUGCCAUGGAUGCUUCCUUUAUCAUCUCUGUGGCAGGUAUCACAGAGACCAUCACCCAGCUUGCCUCAGGCUGGGUGGCAGACAAGAACCUGUUCCAUAAAUACCACUACUACAAGGCCUACCUGAUCCUCUGCGGCCUGGUCAACCUGCUUUCCCCACUGGCAACUUCCUACAUCCUGCUGAUGGUCUAUGCUGUCUUCUUUGCCAUCUUCUGUGGCGGCUACAUGGCUCUGCUGCUACCUGUUCUAGUAGAUCUCGUGGGAGCAGAGAAACUCAACAACUCCAUGGGCUUCUCCAUGUUCUUUGUCGGUGUGGGUUGCCUGACAGGGCCUCCUUUGGCAGGGCUCCUGUACGACUACAUUCAGACUUACGACUGUUCCUUCUACCUGGCUGGGUUCUGCUAUCUGCUGUCUUCCCUCUCCCUGUUCAUGGAGCCACUGGCUCAGCGCUGGAAGGCCAGGAGGAAACUGGCUCAAGACAAGACGGCUGAAAGCGGCUGUAAGACCAAUGGCUGCUUCAGCUCCAACCGCCUGCAUAAUGGUGUUGUGUAGGAAUGAAACCCAGGGGAAUUGUGAACCAGCAUGCUCAUGACUUGCUGAGGGCCUGCAUACCUUAGACCUGCAGGAGUGUAACAUGGCCAAGGAAAAGAAGACCACAGCAAUGUGAUGCCCCAAACCACAGUAGAAGUAAGGACAUUGGGGAAUAAAUGAUUAUGUUGAAAAGUCAAAAUGAUGGUGUUCUGCAAAAUAUUUUCCCCUAUUCUUGUCCUUAUAUAGUGCUGGAAGGAUGAGGUGUUUUUGCCAGUCAACCUGGAAGUUAGCCUCACUCCGGUUCCCUUGACAAAAAGCCAGUGGGCUUUUUCCAUAGACUUUUGGAUUAUUGUGGAAAAUAAGCUCUUGAGACAAACAUCAGUUUAUAACACGUUUUGUUCAGCAAAAUAAUCCUCACAAGUGAAUGCCACUUUUAUUAUUUUUGAAGCUCAAAUACAAUUGCCAGAAGUAAAAAGCUAUUGUUAGGCUAUAAACCAACUACACUACAGUCCGAUGAUCAUGGCUGUGUGAGUGUAGUUUGCAAGUGUGUGAAUUUAAAAAUAACAAGGCUGUAAAGGCAGAAUAAUGAGGAGAUGAGUCUCCAUGAUGGCGUGUAAAAUCCCAGACAGCCUCUAUAGUCUCAUUUAGCCACAUAUAAUAAUAAUAAUCAUCACUUUACUUGGCCAAGUAU